CUUCUUCUUCUUCUCUCCUCAACCACCAUUUUCUCUCUCUGCUUGCUUCUUCCUCCCUCCAAAGCCAGCCAAUCCAAGAAACUAUAAAAAAAAUAAAUAAAAAAAAAUCCAAAAAGGAAAAAAAAAAGUGAUGAUACUCACGUCUCACCAUCCCAACCCCUUCCUUCAAUCCAACUCCACUCCCAAAUCUCGGUUUUCCGUAGACCCAAAUUAACCCCCAUCAAUUUCAUUUUUGUUUUCUUUUCGAAAAAGGGUAACCAAAAUCGAAGACCAAUUCCUCUUUACCCAAUCGAUUUUCCAUUUCCCCCCUUUUAAUAAAUGGCAGAUGUUCUCCAACGAUCCCCAUCCCACUUCCCUUCACCUUCAAGCUCUUCCGCACCCAAUGAUGGUCCGCACCCACAUGCCAUUAAUAUCUCCACUCCCUCCAUAAACCACUGUGUUCAAUUCCAUCUGGAUUUUUCAGAGGAAGAAGAAGAAGAAGAAAGCGACAGAGAGGGAGAGGGAGAUCAGCUGUCCCUGUUGACGUUUUUGGUCGCGGCUUUUAGGAAGUCUUUAAUUGGGUGUAGAAGUACUAGUGGUGGAAGCGCUAGAGCGGCUGGGAAGCUCUCUUCGAUGGAAAUUGGAUGGCCUUCUGAUGUUAGGCAUGUUGCCCAUGUCACCUUCGAUCGCUUCAAUGGCUUCCUUGGCCUCCCUGUUGAGUUUGAGCUCGAGGUCCCUAGGCGAGCUCCUAGUGCAAGUGCAAACGUUUUCGGCGUUUCUACAGAGUCAAUGCAGCUUUCAUUUGAUUUGAGAGGAAACAGCGUCCCCACAAUACUCUUGUUAAUGCAGAAGCACUUGUAUAUUCAAGGAGGCCUGGAGGCAGAAGGAAUUUUCAGGAUUACUGCCGGGAACAGCCAAGAAGAAUUCGUUCGGGAUCAGUUGAAUCGAGGAGUCGUACCUGAUGGUGUUGAUGUACACUGCUUGGCAGGUCUCAUUAAGGCCUGGUUUCGAGAACUUCCGACUGGUGUGUUGGAUUCCCUCUCACCGGAACAGGUGAUGGAGGCGCAGACCGAAGAGGAAUGUGCUGAGCUAGCGAGGCUCCUUCCCCAUACAGAAGCUGCACUGCUUGAUUGGGCAGUAAACCUGAUGGCUGAUGUUGUACAGUUUGAACACCAGAACAAGAUGAACUCGCGGAAUGUCGCUAUGGUCUUUGCCCCGAAUAUGACCCAAAUGGCAGAUCCGUUAACUGCCUUGAUGUAUGCAGUCAAAGUGAUGAAUUUCCUCAAGACUCUCAUUGAGAAGACACUAAAGGACAGGGAAGAUUCGGUCGUCGAGUCAGCCCCCAUUUUGCGCCUAAACCCAUCGGACGAGGAUGGGCACCAAAGUGCAUCGCAGUCGUAUCAAGACGAACAAAAUGAGGCCGGGGAUGACAAAACUGAAGAUGAACAAAUAUUUGUUACUGAAGAACCUGCACCUGAGAGCCGUCCACUUCCCAGAGAAGAUAAUUGUACAGCUGAAACUGGGUCACAAAAUCUCCUGUCUUCAAUUGAAAACAUCAUUCCAGGGGCAAGCCAAUCAAUAGUCAACAACUGUCCCUGCGAAAUCGUAUCGGAAUUGAACUGUUCGGUAAAUGAAGAACAGGAAACUGGUCUCGUCUGCCAAGUUGGGACGGGUCGAAGUUGCCGAAAGAGUAGCCUCGAUCGAUCUAACAGUUCGAAUCUGAAGAGAGUCACCACCAAGAAGGCGAAUGAGCCAGUGUCAGUGAAGGUUCACACAGCAGGUGCUGCACAGAAGGGCAAGAAAACUGGAAUCGUCGGGCGGUUGAAUUCGAGGACGGAGCUAGCUGAAGCUUGGCGUUGAACGGAUCGGAUCGGUAUUACACGGGUCGUGUAUGGUUCUCUCUCUUUCAUUUUGUGCUGGUGGGGAGUGAUGAUAACUGUUUAAAAUAUGGCCUUUUGAUUUUGUUGGUGUUGAGAAUGGUGUGUAUGAUCAGUUUAUCUAUACAUUCAAAUGUUCCUGGUUGCAGUUCCUUGACCUUGUAUUUGUUGAGUACAGCCCUGACUAACAUAUUCUUUAUUUCUACCUUUUUCUUUCCAUU
Molecule: messenger RNA, 2077 nt
Organism: Momordica charantia (bitter melon)
Lineage: Eukaryota; Viridiplantae; Streptophyta; Magnoliopsida; Cucurbitales; Cucurbitaceae
Product: rho GTPase-activating protein 1
Biological process (GO): signal transduction
Molecular function (GO): GTPase activator activity
Source: RefSeq, a predicted model, not a curated record